Messenger RNA from Jaculus jaculus (lesser Egyptian jerboa), 1615 nucleotides. It is a transcript of the gene Ruvbl2, whose product is annotated as RuvB like AAA ATPase 2. Gene Ontology annotation, molecular function: DNA helicase activity; ATP hydrolysis activity; ATP binding. Gene Ontology annotation, cellular component: Swr1 complex; R2TP complex; NuA4 histone acetyltransferase complex. Gene Ontology annotation, biological process: box C/D snoRNP assembly; regulation of transcription by RNA polymerase II; chromatin remodeling. The record is from RefSeq and is a predicted model, not a curated record. The transcript has 15 exons. The coding region runs from base 138 to 1529 and encodes 463 amino acids. Lineage: Eukaryota; Metazoa; Chordata; Mammalia; Rodentia; Dipodidae.
CUCGCGGGGUGGGCGGGGCUUGGAGGUGUUUACAUAUUCAUAAAACAUCUAGACUGGAAGACCCGGUAGCCUAGAGAGGCCAAGUCGCUUCUACCGCACUUCCGUUUCCGCUCAGGCAUUGGCGGUUGGUGAGCAUCAUGGCAACCGUUACUGCCACCACCAAAGUCCCUGAGAUCCGGGAUGUGACAAGGAUAGAGCGAAUCGGUGCUCACUCUCACAUCCGUGGCCUGGGGCUGGAUGAUGCCUUGGAGCCUCGACAGGCUUCCCAGGGCAUGGUGGGCCAGCUGGCUGCCAGGCGGGCAGCUGGCGUGGUGCUGGAGAUGAUCCGAGAAGGGAAGAUUGCGGGACGGGCCGUCCUCAUCGCUGGCCAGCCGGGUACUGGGAAGACAGCCAUUGCCAUGGGCAUGGCCCAGGCACUGGGCCCUGACACGCCAUUCACGGCCAUCGCAGGCAGUGAGAUCUUCUCCCUGGAGAUGAGCAAGACAGAGGCACUGACGCAGGCUUUCCGCCGCUCCAUUGGUGUGCGCAUAAAGGAGGAGACAGAGAUCAUCGAGGGUGAAGUGGUAGAAAUCCAGAUUGAUCGUCCAGCCACGGGCACGGGCUCCAAAGUGGGCAAGCUGACCCUCAAGACUACAGAGAUGGAGACCAUCUAUGACUUGGGCACCAAGAUGAUUGAGUCUCUGACCAAGGACAAGGUCCAGGCUGGGGAUGUGAUCACCAUUGACAAGGCCACAGGCAAGAUCUCCAAGCUGGGCCGCUCUUUCACUCGUGCCCGUGACUAUGACGCCAUGGGCUCCCAGACCAAGUUUGUGCAGUGCCCAGACGGAGAGCUGCAGAAGCGCAAGGAGGUGGUGCACACCGUGUCCCUGCACGAGAUCGACGUCAUCAACUCACGCACCCAGGGCUUCCUGGCCCUCUUUUCAGGUGACACAGGGGAGAUCAAAUCAGAAGUCCGAGAACAGAUCAACGCCAAGGUGGCUGAGUGGCGGGAGGAGGGAAAGGCAGAAAUCAUCCCAGGGGUGCUGUUCAUUGAUGAGGUCCACAUGCUGGACAUAGAGAGCUUCUCCUUCCUCAACCGGGCCCUGGAGAGUGACAUGGCGCCUGUCCUCAUCAUGGCCACCAACCGAGGUAUCACCCGGAUCCGAGGCACCAGCUACCAGAGCCCCCAUGGAAUCCCCAUAGACCUACUGGACCGGCUGCUCAUCGUGUCCACCUCCCCUUACAGCGAGAAAGACACAAAGCAAAUACUCCGCAUCCGGUGUGAGGAGGAGGAUGUGGAGAUGAGUGAGGAUGCCUAUACCGUGCUGACCCGCAUCGGCUUGGAGACCUCCCUCCGCUACGCCAUUCAGCUCAUCACUGCUGCCAGCCUGGUGUGCCGGAAGCGCAAGGGCACAGAGGUGCAGGUGGAUGACAUCAAGCGGGUCUACUCACUCUUCCUGGAUGAGUCUCGCUCCACACAAUAUAUGAAGGAAUACCAGGAUGCUUUCCUCUUUAAUGAACUCAAAGGCGAGACGAUGGACACCUCUUGAGCUGAUGCACUGCCCUGCCGGACCCUGCCCUGCUUUUUCUAUAAGUUCUGACACUGUGACUUUGUAUAAAAUGGUUUGAAACUGGA